This is a messenger RNA of Aspergillus aculeatinus CBS 121060, 2124 nucleotides long. RefSeq names its product ankyrin. The record is from RefSeq and is a predicted model, not a curated record. The transcript has a single exon. NCBI's taxonomy places the organism in Eukaryota, Fungi, Ascomycota, Eurotiomycetes, Eurotiales, Aspergillaceae. Gene Ontology annotation, molecular function: protein binding. Gene Ontology annotation, cellular component: ciliary inversin compartment. Gene Ontology annotation, biological process: protein localization to ciliary inversin compartment. The coding region runs from base 239 to 2062 and encodes 607 amino acids.
GUCAUGUACUGUACUUUAGCAAAUUUCCGAUUCGACCCCUGACGACCCUUGGGGCUCUCCUCGCUCUCCACACCAAUGAACAGUUCAAUCUCUGAUGAGCCACUAUAGAUACACGCAACACGGCCCCUCAUAUGUUUUGUUCUCUCUUUGAAGUAAUCCCAAAAGACAACGUCCGUUUUAGGUGUUAUCCUUUUACCCCCACCCUGUUCUUGGGUGACUUCUUCAUCAUCUGCCCACAAUGGCAUCCGAUGCCUUUCAUGAUAAUAAUUCGGACAAUGAGCCCGCUUCCGCAAUCAUGCAUGAUACAUCCGAGGACGCAUUUGAAUCCGCAUAUUGUCCAGAUGAGCUACAUCUGGUCAUCAAGCGCAACGACACGCUCGGUCUGCUCAGAUACAACGAACAAGCAAAAGAGCGCGGCGAGGAUAUUUUCAGCCGGGUAAAAGUAAGCCUUUACGGCUACUACCCGUUGCCGCCAUUCUAUUCCGCGGCUUAUCAUGGAAGUCUUGACACUUUACGCGCCCUGAUAGACAUUUAUCAGUCCGAUGCCACGCACCGGCAGCGGCUGGAAGAGUAUCUGCAGGGACUCGAUUUUCGACUGCUCAACCUCGCUUGUGGCAACGCCGAUCGGGAAAUGACACGGUUCAUGCUCGACCAUCAGCCACCCCUGGGCGCGUGGCGGGAUCGGGACGCCAAGGGGGUGACACCGCUGAUCUGUGCCGCACAGGCUUUUCCCGGUGAUGUGGAGGCUUUGAAGAGAAAGAUGAAGGAGACAAGUCCCGCGAUGAUCCGGGAGAAGUUGCGAGAGCACCACGCUCGCUAUGGCGAGUUUAUCGAGUUCUGUUUGGCCAGUGGUGCUUCGGUCCUCGAGGCGGAUCAGUACAUGUUUCCCUAUCAACUCGGAUGGCAAGCCCAGCCUGGCGACCAGCAGAUACUGGGGGACACUGUGCUGGGCAAUGUGGUAACCCACGCCAGCUAUGCAAUGGUGUCCCACUUGAUCGCGGCAGGCGCUGAUGCGCAUGUCGUGCAGACGUGGUACGAUCCCUGUGCCUUUGGCGGUGGCUUUCGGUGCGCCGGGGUCACGCCACUGCAUAUUGCCAGCAAAUACUGGAAUCUGGAUGCGAUGCAAGCGCUACUAGACCACGGGGGUCGGACCGGACUGGCCGAGAUGGUUUCGAGAAGGGAUGACCAUGGACGGCCACCACUCCAUUGGGCGUUAAUGGGUGAUAAAAAUGAAAUAGCCACCUUGACUCCUUCAGAAGUGACCUCGCGCCUGUUGCGCACUGUGAAGCUGCUUCUUGACAUGGGGCCUGCAAUGGUCAAUGUGAAGGAUCAAGCAAACAAGACAGUGCUGCACUAUGCGGUCAACAGCCGUGUGGGGGAUGCCGACUGUCUCGCAGUAGUGAAAUUGCUUCUGGAGUACCGACCCGACCGGGACAUCCUGAAUGUCCGGGACACCGACGCCGAUAGACCGGGCUCAACUGUUUUGCAUUACGCUGUAUCACAUCGCACUGAUGACGGCGUCAAGUGUGAAAUCUUUCUGCAGCUGCUUGAUCUUCUAGUUGUGCAUGGGGCAGAUCCGAGCAUGUGCGAUGAGUCUAGUCGAACCAUGUUGUACAGAUUGGCCAUGAGAGACAGCAGUAUCAGGCUAAUUGAUGCUGAGACCUUGGAGAAAAUCCUGACACUGGUCAACAUCAACAAUUCAGAUGUGAACGGCGAUACCGUACUGCACUAUAUUUCCAGGAGACUUCCUCAAACCCACGCAAUCCGCAUACUGCUCAGCCGGGGUGCCAACGUCAACGCAGUCAACAAGAUGGGAAAUACCCCGCUACAUUUAGCUGCUGGCGCGAGUGUCUUUCCGAAGUGGCGACCAAUGGAUAACAGUGAACAUGCAGGAACUCCGCUUGAAGAAGGGUUUAAGGCGCUUGAGAAGAUGAUCGACAUUCUUCAGGGCGCUGGGGCAUCCAUGGAUCAAGCCAACCUUGCAGGAGAAACACCGCGUGAGAUAUUGAAAGAGACCAGGGAACGAUGGGCGCUGAAAGACUUCAGGCCUCGCUGGAGAUAGCUAUUGCCUCGGACUAAAUAGUGAAAAAACCAUAUUUCUGAAACAACAAUCAUGAUUUCGAA